Molecule: messenger RNA, 212 nt
Organism: Racocetra persica
Lineage: Eukaryota; Fungi; Glomeromycota; Glomeromycetes; Diversisporales; Gigasporaceae
Source: the annotation of a GenBank genome assembly
CAACAAAAUGGGUGAAUGUAAAUAGGCAGCCGACUUUAGAGCAUUCUACAAACCGGAUUAAUGGGCGACAAUAUAUGGCAUCUUCAAAUCGGAUUAAUGGUACACCUUUAGUCACUUCUUCCUCUAUUCGAAUUAGUGGUCCACCGGCGCAGAGUGCUAUAGUCACCGGAUGGCUUCAGGGUAUUGAAGGAGAACACGAUUCAGAUCGAUAA